Pseudogymnoascus verrucosus is the source of this 1704-nucleotide messenger RNA. RefSeq lists its product as uncharacterized. NCBI's taxonomy places the organism in Eukaryota, Fungi, Ascomycota, Leotiomycetes, Thelebolales, Thelebolaceae. Bases 202 to 1656 code for a protein of 484 amino acids. The transcript has 3 exons. The record is from RefSeq and is a predicted model, not a curated record.
AUUAGGAAACGACUCCCUAAAACCAUUCGUGGGUGCAUAUAACAUUUACGUGCAUAGAUCAACUUCCAGGAGCAGCAGUAUAGAUAGAUACUCCAGUUCCGGAGGAUUAAACAAGUUGGUUCUUGCUCAGGAAGUCACGCCUAGGAUUCAACAACUUCGGAGGUAGCUUGGUAGGCCUUCAACGGCGACGUGGCUAGCACAAUGGAUCGUCUACCAGCAGAGAUUAUAUAUGAGAUAAUAUCGCAUCUAAAGGCACUCGAAAAGGCACACUAUGGUCGAUGGAGAUCAAACCUCUCGCCCUAUGCGACAAUCAACAGGACAUGGCAGAGCGUAAUCGAGCACGAGACAUUCAGUCGCAUAAAAAUCGACGCAGACACUCUCCCCGAGCUCAUACCUCUUCUCAGCGGCGCAACAGGUGAUCGUCGCAUUCGUUCAAUACGGGCGCUAGAAUUCAACUAUCUUCUUGAUCGAAUGGGCCUCCGGAGUCCUACAAAUCUUAGCUGGCGGAGAGAGCAGGAACAGCUGGCAAAUGGGUUAUUUUCCGGGGAUAUGCGUGCUCUAUUUGGUUUACUCAAGGGCUGGGAGGAUAGAUUAGGCGGGAGUGAGCGCGUGGCAGCAGAGAAACACCAGCUGUGUCUCUUUCUGGCAAGGGGAUUGGAUAGAGGUGUGCCAACCAUGCCUCAUCCAUCACGGAGAAUUUCAAUUUCACCCAGGCCGGCGGAUGCGCUGCCGGAUGCGCCAGUAGUGGAUCCCUGGCAAGAAUAUGAAUUGGAGCUCCGCUACGGCCCCCGGCCUGAUGUGCAAUAUAUCGGCGACGAGAAGCUGCUGCCAGAGCUCAGUCUCGUGUCCUCGGUGACAGUAUGCGAAGGUCAUGGCAUCCACCCUGAGAGUCUGAUGCGGGUUCUCUCCCGGAUGAAGUGUCUAGAUUGCCUCGAUGGGUAUGUUUUUGACGAGAUGGAGAAUCCAGACCUCACUUGUGAAUAUCGGAAAGCUCUAGCUCAGAGUCUGCAACUGCUACCACGAUCGCUCAGUGUAUUCAACCUAGAUUUCCUGUCCGAUUUUUCCGAGCCGCUGACUUCGGACUCGUUGCUUGUUGACCCUCAGCGCGACCACCUCUGCAUCAGCAUACGAAUUCUGUCAGGUCAGCUCCGAAAACUCAAACUUUCCGGGCUUCGAAUAUCAUCCGCGGUCUUCGCAGGUAAUGGCGAUGGUUCUUAUCCCGACUGGUCCAGUCUGGAAGAAAUAAAAAUCAGCUACCCCGAGAUCUCGUCGACCGGCCAAUGGUUCGCCAACCGCGCGCCCCCAGAAGUAGUAACACAAGACGACUCCUACUACUCCAACGACCCCAACGACUACAAAGAUUGUACCUACGUCCCCUCAGCCGAGCCUCUCAACGAGCUCUUCGCCGCAGCUGGGAGGGCAAAACAGCACAUGCCGCGCCUAAAAUAUAUAGAUUUGAGGCUAAGUAUCGAUUUUGGUAAACAUAUAUUCUUGUACUAUUUUAACAGGGAGAAAAAGAGGAAUAUGGUGGCCUCGUAUAGCACCGGGGCCUUUGGCUUUAGUAAGGAGGUCGCUGAGGCUUGGGGGUUUAGUUUGCCUGAGGGAGAGACGCCCAAGGAUGGAGAUAUGUUUAUCAAUGAGGUUAUAGUAAUGUAACGUGUAGAUAAUUAUGAAAAUACCACUAGCAAUAGAUAAUAAGGUGAG